Talaromyces rugulosus is the source of this 1611-nucleotide messenger RNA. RefSeq lists its product as uncharacterized. Lineage: Eukaryota; Fungi; Ascomycota; Eurotiomycetes; Eurotiales; Trichocomaceae. Gene Ontology annotation, biological process: protein folding. The transcript has 8 exons. Gene Ontology annotation, molecular function: ATP binding; ATP-dependent protein folding chaperone; ATP hydrolysis activity. The record is from RefSeq and is a predicted model, not a curated record. Gene Ontology annotation, cellular component: chaperonin-containing T-complex. The coding region runs from base 1 to 1611 and encodes 536 amino acids.
AUGGCGACCGCAGCGAUUGCCCCCAGCACCGUUGGCAACUCCUCCUUCAAGGAUAAGGAGAAGCCGAUGGCUGUGCGCAAUGCAAACAUUCUAGCAGCUCGAGCUGUUGCUGAUGCUAUCAGAACGUCUUUGGGACCAAGAGGAAUGGACAAAAUGAUUCAAACCGGCAAAGGAAACACGAUGAUCACCAACGACGGAAACACCAUGUUGAACAGUAUGAGUGUGCUGCAUCCGGCAGCCAAGAUGCUUGUCGAUCUCAGUGCAGCCCAAGAUAUCGAAGCAGGUGAUGGUACCACCUCAGUGGUGGUUAUUGCGGGCAGCUUGUUGGGUGCCGCGGACCGACUCCUGUCCAAAGGUAUUCACCCUACGAUCAUCUCCGAAUCCUUCCAGAGAGCAGCGGGAGUAGCGGUGGAUAUUCUCCAGAACAUGUCACAACCCAUCUCUUUAUCGGACCGUACCACCCUCUUGCAAGCGGCCUCUACCUCUCUGUCGUCCAAAAUCGUCUCUCAAUACUCUAAUCUGCUGGGGCCUAUGGCCGUUGAUUCCGUACUGAAGGUGAUCGACCCUAAGACUGCGGACAACGUCGACCUUCGCAAUAUCCGUAUCGUCAAAAAAGUCGGCGGCACAAUUGAGGAUAGCGAGAUGAUUGAUGGCCUUGUGCUAAACCAGCCUGUUAUCAAGAGCGGAGGAGGCCCAACAAGGAUUGAGAAGGCUCGGAUAGGAUUGAUCCAAUUCCAACUUAGCCCACCCAAGCCAGACAUGGAAAACCAAAUCGUCGUCAACGACUACCGUCAGAUGGACAAAAUUCUCAAAGAAGAACGACAGUACCUUCUCAACAUGGUGAAGAAGAUCCAGAAAUCAAAGUGCAACGUGCUACUCAUCCAAAAAUCGAUUCUACGUGAUGCCGUCAACGAUCUUUCCCUCCACUUCCUCUCUCGUCUCAAGAUCCUUGCCGUUAAAGACAUUGAACGUGACGAAGUCGAAUUCUUGUGCAAGAGUUUGGGAUGCAAGCCUAUUGCCAACGUUGAUUCAUUCACCGAAGAUAAGCUUGGAACCGCUGACCUCGUAGAGGAAGUCCAGUCCUCGGGAGCUCGAUAUCUGAAGGUCACUGGCAUCAAGUCACCGGCUGCGACGAACCAAACCGUUUCGAUCGUGGCUCGUGGUGCUAACAACCUUAUCCUGGACGAAGCGGAGCGAUCCCUCCACGACGCGCUCUGUGUCAUUCGAUGCUUGGUGAAAAAGAAGGCUCUCAUUGCCGGUGGCGGCGCUCCUGAGGUUGAAGUCGCCCACACUCUUAGCAUGAAAGCACGUGAGCUUUCGGGUACGGAGUCGAUCUGCUGGAAAGCCUUCGCAGACGCUAUGGAAGUGAUCCCGACUACUCUCGCUGAGAACGCAGGUCUUAACUCGAUCAAAGUCGUGACAGACCUCCGCCACCGACACGCCCAAGGCGAGCACAAUGCCGGUGUCAGCAUCCGCAGCGGUGGCGUCAAAGACAACAUCACAGAGGAAAAUGUUCUACAGCCUCUGCUGGUGAGCACUAGCGCUAUUGAGCUUGCGGCAGAGACGGUGAAAAUGAUUCUUAGAAUUGACGAUAUUGCUUUGUCGCGGUAA